CCGAUGUUCCUUCUCAGAUACAUUUGAUGGCCUUCUUCCCUAGAGUAACUCCAGCUCCGAACAUCAAUCUAUUUAACUGCUACUCUAUUUACAUUGCUGUAUUUAUCACCGAAACCAUGAUGGUACCUAAGACUCUUUCAACUGCAGUGCUAGCUGCUGUCCUUUCAGCUUCUCUACCUUCAAGCUAUGCUGCCUACAGCGCUCAAGAUGCGAUAACUGGCCUCACCUCCUUGGCCCAACAGGUGGACAGUGCAAGUACGACUCUCAACAGCUUCCACGGCGGAUACAUGGGCGCUCUCACAUGCGCCCGAGAGAUAUUCACCGUCCAGCAAGCUUGCAAGCAAGCCCAACAACUCAUCGACGGCAGCGGCCAAGUUCCAGAGGAAGAUAUUCAGCAAUACGUGGACCAGAUCGACACUUUACACGAAUCUGUAACCAACAUUCUUUCAGUUGCCGCCGCGAAGGUGAGAAAGCAAUCCAUUGCCAUUUGAUGCCUGAAUAUCGCUUGCUGACAUGCGGGGUUCAGGCGCCACAGUUUGGAGCUCUG
Talaromyces proteolyticus is the source of this 547-nucleotide messenger RNA. RefSeq lists its product as uncharacterized. The record is from RefSeq and is a predicted model, not a curated record. The transcript has a single exon. Bases 27 to 491 code for a protein of 154 amino acids. Lineage: Eukaryota; Fungi; Ascomycota; Eurotiomycetes; Eurotiales; Trichocomaceae.